GAGCAGGGCUCUCGCAUUUGUUUUGGCGCAUCGACCAGCUCCCGCUGCCAUAAACACCACGCAAGGUGCCGCACAGCUCACUGGACGUCGACAGCAAACAGUAAUCAUGAAGCUUGCUCUUGCCUUCCUUGGCGCGACGGCCGUCGCGUUCACGGCCCCGCAGACGACGUCGACGCGCGCCGCCACGCAGCUAUGCGCGUACGUACCGUCGGGCAUGGACCCCGCCGCCUACGCGGCCCUCAAGAAGAAGGAGGCCGCCGCGUCGAAGAAGUCGGACCGCAAGGCCUACAAGUCCCGAUCGUUCAACUCCUUCGUCGAAGCGAUGGAGAAGGGCGAGGCCACGCACCUCUUCGCCGUCGACCCGCGCAAGAUCAAGUCCGGCGAAGUGCCCAUCGAGGAGGUGCCGUACAUGCAGCGACGCGGUGGUUCGUGGGACGGGUCCGACCUCAAGGGCGCCGCGCUCCGCCGCGCGAAGAAGAAGCAGUCGCAGGGCAUGUACACGGCCGGCAAGUGGCUCGACUCGGACCGCGAGUACGAGAAGAACGGGCCGGGCGUGAUGUCGUUCUUCACGCAGUUCAACGGCGGCAAGCAGGACAAGGUCGAGGACCGCGCGAGGCAGAACGGCAUCUCGCAGGACGCGCAGCUCUGGCGCGACGCCGGCGCGCUGUCGGCGAAGCAGGCCUCGAAGAUCAAGGCGUCGAAGCUCGGCGAGGAGAAGAAGUUCUUCGGCCUGUUCUAGGUCCCCCGGUCUGUACCCUGUUGUGUGUGUCGCGCAUCGGAAUCAUAAAUAUAGUGAAAACUUAACUUACACGAAUCU
Molecule: messenger RNA, 817 nt
Organism: Pelagomonas calceolata
Lineage: Eukaryota; Pelagophyceae; Pelagomonadales; Pelagomonadaceae
Source: the annotation of a GenBank genome assembly